UUGAAUUGGUCGCAUUGAACUCCAUAUUUACAACCGGUCAUUGAUGGAGGCAUUGUUUGGUCUGGGCGCAGCUGCAGACAUUGAAGUUGUUUUUACUGACGAGGAUCAAAGAAAGAUUAUUGAUGUCAAGGCUGACAAGGAUCGUCGUGCUAAAUUCCCCUUGUACUUUGACGGCGAAUCCGUCGCUGGAAAGGUUCAAGUACGGACUCGGGAUGGGAAGCGAUUAGAACAUCAAGGCAUUCGAAUCGAAUUUGUCGGGCAAAUACAAUUGUUUUACGAUCGUGGUAAUCAUUACGAGUUUUUAUCGCUUUCCCAAGAAUUGUCAGGUCCUGGCGAGUUUCGUCAAAGUACCACAUUUGAUUUUGAAUUCAAAAACAUUGAAAAAGCUUACGAGAGUUAUCACGGAUUAAAUGUCAAACUUCGAUACUUUGUGAGAGUAACGAUAUCUAGGAGAUUAUCGGAUGCUGUCAAGGAGCGCGAGAUUUGGGCAUACUCUUACCGCAUGCCACCCGAGAUCAACAACUCGAUUAAAAUGGAAGUGGGUAUUGAAGAUUGUCUCCAUAUUGAAUUUGAAUACAACAAAUCAAAGUACCAUUUGCGCGAUGUCAUUGUUGGCAAGAUUUACUUUUUACUUGUGAGAAUCAAGAUCAAGAAUAUGGAACUAUCAAUCAUUAGACGCGAAUCUACAGGUAUUGCGCCAAAUCAGUAUAACGAGAGCGAGACCAUCACCAAAUUUGAGAUUAUGGAUGGUGCACCAGUACGGGGCGAGACAAUACCCAUCAGACUUUUUUUGAGCGGAUUUGAAUUGACACCAACGUAUAGAGACAUCAACAAAAAGUUUUCGGUACGGUACUAUCUCAAUCUAGUUUUGAUUGAUGAAGAAAACCGUCGAUAUUUCAAACAACAAGAGAUUACUAUAUAUCGUAUCAAGGAUGAUUCAGAAGAACACAAGGAAAUUGCUGGUGGUGCAUCUGUUGCUGCUUUAAGUACCUACAAGGGAUCGCAAGGAUGA
Molecule: messenger RNA, 1012 nt
Organism: Batrachochytrium dendrobatidis JAM81
Lineage: Eukaryota; Fungi; Chytridiomycota; Chytridiomycetes; Rhizophydiales
Product: retromer subunit PEP8
Exons: 8
Coding region: 44-1012 (322 amino acids)
Biological process (GO): retrograde transport, endosome to Golgi; intracellular protein transport
Cellular component (GO): endosome; retromer complex
Source: RefSeq, a predicted model, not a curated record